CAGAUAGGUUUAUUUAGUAUACAGACAACCGGAAGCUCGACUCCGAAAUUGACCGAACGGGAUAGUUCUCGGUGUGAUGGAGAGCUGACGUACAGGUCGGAGGAGUGGUAAGGCCUGAGCAGACAUGACAGAGUGCUUCCUGCCCCCCAGCAGCAGCCCCGUAGAGCAGCGUAGGGCUGAACACGCAGGGGGCGUGGCCCGCACCCCCAGCUCUGAGGAGAUCAGUCCCACCAAGUUCCCCGGAUUGUACCGCACGGGCGAACCAUCGCCGCCUCAUGAUGGCCAUCACCACGAGACACCUGAUGCCUAUGUCUCAGACGACGACAAAGAGCACAGCAAGAAGAAGAACAAGUUCAAGAAGAAGGAGAAAAGGACGGAAGGCUACGCAGCCUUCCAGGAGGACAGUUCAGCAGAUGAAGCCGAGAGUCCGUCGAAGAUGAAGCGCUCCAAGGGAAUCCAUGUGUUCAAGAAGCCCAGCUUCUCCAAGAAGAAGGAGAAGGACUUCAAGGUGAAGGAGAAGGGCCCCAAGGAGGACAAGGCCAAGGAUAAAAAAUCAAAGGACCUGACUGCGGCAGACGUGGUAAAACAAUGGAAGGAGAAGAAGAAGAAGAAGAAACCCGCGACGGAGGCCGAGCCGGUGCCGGUGGAGAUCCCCACCUUCAGGCCCAUCUUUGGAGCCCCUCUGACUGAAGCUGUCAAGAGGACAGCGCUGUACGAUGGUAUCCAACUGCCAGCUGUGUUCAGAGAAUGUGUCGACUACAUCGAAAGUUACGGCAUGAAGUGCGAAGGCAUCUACCGCGUCUCCGGUAUGAAGUCCAAAGUGGAUGAAUUGAAAGCCGCUUAUGACCGCGAGGAGUGCCCCUGCCUGGAGGAGUACGACCCCCACACGGUGGCCAGCCUGCUGAAGCAGUACCUACGCGAGCUGCCCGAGAACCUGUUGGGCCGAGACCUGGCCCUGCGCUUCGAGGACGCCUGCGGCCGGCAGGUGGAGGCGGAGAAGAUGGCCGAGUUCCAGAGGCUGCUGGCCGAGGUGACGCCAGAGAGCCGGCUUCUUCUCACCUGGCUCGUCACGCACAUGGACCACGUCAUCACCAGGGAGGCGGACACCAAGAUGAAUAUUCAGAAUAUCUCCAUCGUCCUCAACCCAACCAUACAGAUUGGGAACCGAGUCCUUUACAUGUUCUUCACACACGUGAGGGAGCUGUUUGGAGACGUGGCCCUGAAGCCGGUGGUGCGGCCCCUCCGCUGGUCCAACAUGGCCACCAUGCCGGCGCUGCCCGAGACCCAAGACAACGUCAAAGAGGAGAUCCGGCGACAGGAGUUCCUGCUGAACUGCCUGCACAGAGACCUGCAGGCGGGGGUGAAGGACUUAUCUAAAGAGGAGCGUCUAUGGGAGGUUCAGAGAAUCUUGACCGCUCUAAAACGCAAACUGAGGGAGGCUAAACGUCAGGAGUGUGAGACUAAAAUAGCCCAGGAGAUUGCAAGCCUCUCAAAGGAAGAUGUUUCAAAAGAAGAAAUGACAGAGAAUGAAGAGGAAGUCAUCAACCUCCUCUUGGCACAGGAGAACGAGAUCCUGACCGAGCAGGAGGAGCUGAUCUCUCUGGAGCAGGUGCUUCGUAGACAGAUUGCCACAGAGAAGGAGGAAAUCGAGAGACUGCGAGCAGAAAUCGCCGACAUCCAGAGUCGUCAGCAGGGCCGCAGUGAGACUGAGGAAUAUUCAUCAGACAGUGAAAGUGAGAGUGAAGAUGAGGAAGAGCUGCAGAUGAUUCUGGAAGACCUGCAGAAGCAAAACGAGGAACUGGAGAACAAAAACACCCAUCUAAACCAGGCCAUUCACGAGGAGCAGGAAGCCAUCUUGGAGCUCCGUGUCCAGCUCCGCCUCCUGCAGAGCCACAAACUGCAGCAGGAAGCGGCCGUCCAGCCCCCGGCCGAGCAGGCCUCGCCCCUGCAGCCGAGCCCGGAGCCCCACGCCGAUGAGCAAACCAAACGCUCGGGGACCGCGGCGGCGACCCCCGCAGAUCCCGCUGCUUCGUCCAAUGGCAAAGCAGCUAAGGAUCCUACAAAGCCCUCCCCGAACAAAGACCGGAGGGACACCCACAUGUGAGACGUUUGGUGCCGCUGAGCGUCCCCACCGGCGGUCAGUUGUCUUCCAGUGUCUCCCGCUAGCCACUGGGAUUUUAACUUUUACUGGAUCCAUGGGUUCAUUAGUUACUGUGUCCACCCAGUGAUGGCUGGCAGUCAUUUCUCCAUGCGACACAAACCCCCAAAAAAUAGAAAUAGAGGAGCUGCUGUAGCGGAAGACUGGCUACUACUGUGAGGGACGAGGUGGUUCAUCUCACCAAAUCCACAGAGCUGAGGCUGAACGUAGAUGGGUGGUGCGGGUGAAGGCAUUCGUUGAGCAGUUAGGGUUAAGAAAUAGCAUUCACAUGAAAAAACACCUUCCCAGUGUAUGACAAAGUUUUAUUUUUUGCUCGUAAGGUUUUCUAAAAGAUGAUCAUGAACCAUAAUGAAACCAGGAUGUCACUAUGAACCUCACCCAGGUGCAUAUUGGACCAGUUAGAAUACUACUGUGCCAUUUCCCAACAUGCCGCACUGGCCAUGUUUCCCCCCAGAGAACCACUGAUACAAACACUUGUUAUAUAUUAUAUAUUAAAGUAGUAUUCCUUGAAUACUGGUGAGUAUUCAAGGGAACCAAUGAUUUUAAGUUACAGCUUUUUAGUAAUAUAUAAAUAUAUUGUAGGUGCUUGAACAGCAUUUAAGAACUAGCGGCGUCGAACCGUGCACCCGACCAGUGGGUGACAACAUGAAGAGCAAACAAAUCUGUGUCGAUAAGUAUCUUUGUCACUGUAAAAUGUGCCCAGACAUCUGGAGGCUGCGUUGUGUCUGUCCUGCUCCGCUCUGUGGUCCAAUCAUCUUCUCUGUUCUUUCCGCCUCCGUUGCACAAAAGGUUGGAAAACAACGUCUCUGCAGUUUCAUGACGGAUUUACAUCCUCAGAUAUGGUCACUGUUGCCAAAAUAUGUGCACGGUGACACGCGGGAGGCUUAUAUAGUUUUGAGGUGUAUUUGAUAGUGUUUUUUAAGGGGUAGGUUCUUGAUCUGUGGAGUUAUUGUUCAUGGCAUCAGUUGGAAGUGAGUAAAAGAAAUCGUUUUAAAAAGUCAAUCAUUCUAUUUCACCACUGAUCCGUGACUAUUGCAAAGUACUGUCAUUGUUCAGUGAUAUUUAAAGCAGGCAUAGCCUGCACAUACUUACCGAUUGUGUAUAUCAUUGUAAAAUUGCAAAUAUACUGUAUUCUCAGCUUUUAUGUUUUGUCAUAUGUUCCUUUUUUUAUUAUUAAUGAACUGUAUGCAGUACACUAGUGUGGCUGCCCCUGCUCUAGUCGCAGGAUAAUCAAAGCAAUCUCACCUGAACGCCCAUACAGCAUGUUAAUUAUCCUGUGACUGAAACAGAUCAAUGCUAAAUUGGGCUCGGAAGCUUCUUAUGAGGUUAUUUUCAUAUUGUUCCUCACAUUGUAGUUUAUUGUAGCAGUCAGAAUAAACGUGUUGAUAAAAACGUU
Messenger RNA from Pungitius pungitius (ninespine stickleback), 3554 nucleotides. RefSeq names its product ralA binding protein 1 (gene ralbp1). Bases 125 to 2104 code for a protein of 659 amino acids. The record is from RefSeq and is a predicted model, not a curated record. The transcript has 10 exons. NCBI's taxonomy places the organism in Eukaryota, Metazoa, Chordata, Actinopteri, Perciformes, Gasterosteidae. Gene Ontology annotation, biological process: small GTPase-mediated signal transduction; endocytosis; positive regulation of GTPase activity. Gene Ontology annotation, cellular component: membrane. Gene Ontology annotation, molecular function: small GTPase binding; GTPase activator activity.